Messenger RNA from Suillus subaureus, 917 nucleotides. RefSeq lists its product as uncharacterized. NCBI's taxonomy places the organism in Eukaryota, Fungi, Basidiomycota, Agaricomycetes, Boletales, Suillaceae. The record is from RefSeq and is a predicted model, not a curated record. The transcript has 2 exons. The coding region runs from base 135 to 677 and encodes 180 amino acids.
CAGGAAGCGGGGAACGAGCAGAGGUAAGCGACCUCGAUGCCUUAUUAUACAUUAUCCUUCACGUUGCAUAUCCAUCUGACUGAUAUUGCAUUGCAUCGCACGUUGCUUCAUUUUUCAUCAUUUGCUAUUUAUAGAUGGAAUGUAGUACUAAUAACAUUCCUGUGCAGAGUACCUCUUUCCUUGGUGUACCCACUGAUGACGAUGAGAUAUCCAUCUUUGUCAAGGACAUUGAUGCGCGGAAGCCACUUAACGCCCAACGUCAACCUUCGCCUGCAUCUACACAGGGCCCACCCACUACCCCCUCACAUACCAAGUCCGACUCCAUGGGCUCCGCGGGUCCAAUGUUGACACGAGAAGAAGAAGUCGACGAACGUUUACGCCACAUGAAUGAGACGUUCCUUGCGAGCUUGGAGGGACUUGGUAGUGGCCGGAGAAGAGGCAGUAUGGGUGGACAUUCAGCGGGCGGAAGCCCUAUCUCGAGUACAAGUGGACGUGAUGAGGGAGAGAACAGAGGUAUGCGACGCACGGAGAUCCGGCGGGGAACGUCAAGACCGAGACUUGGCUCCUUACGCAGCAUGAGCGCCAAUGACGUAGCUUCGAGUGGCGGGUCUGCAGAAGUGAUGGGGAAGUUGGAACUCGACGAGGAGCCUCGGGCACAAAGACAAGGUCCCCAUUAAUCCUUGUGUCUUUUGCAAGCCGCAAGGUCAGAAUCUGAGUUACUCGGCGAUUACUGAUUUUCAUGGCAUCAUCCUCGCUGUUAUAUUAUUUUUACGCAUUUUAUAGCCAUUUGCUUCAUUAACUAUCGUCAUGCAUACCCGAACUCUCGUCUUUAUCAUAUGCAUAAGUUCUAUACGCAAGGUUGAUUGGAUCCACAAAUGACAUGUGUUAAUGAGUGUAUGUGGGUCUAGUAGGAAUUG